CACGCUUCGUCACUGGCGCGCACAACUUCCAAAACACAAACAUCACCAUUAUUCAGCCACAACGAAUCCAUUCCAUUUCCAAUCGCUCUCUCUCUCUCUAUCUUUCUCCGCAAGCUCUUUGUUCUGGAGUGCCCAGUGAGGGGGCACUGGAUCAGAGACGUAGUAUAUAAUAAACCAAAAAAAAAUAAAAAUAAAAAUGCUGGCCAUGAAUCUCAUCCGCUGCUGCUUAUCUCUUGCUCGGAGAUCUCCUUCCCAUUUCCUGAAUCUCUCCUCCUCGCAAACCCUAGCCUCUUCGUCAUCAUCUCGCUCUAAGUUGAUCACCUUCCAAACCAUGGUCUCGCGCGCUUACACGACGCGGUCUCAUCCUUCCGGGAAGCUACUCUUCCGUCAGCUCUUCGAGAAGGAUUCCUCCACCUAUACUUACUUGCUCGCCGAUGUCUCUCAUCCCGAUAAACCUGCUCUGUUGAUUGACCCAGUUGACAAGACAGCGGAGAGAGACCUUUCCCUUGUUAAAGAGUUGGGACUCAAGUUAAUUUAUGCUAUGAACACGCAUGUCCAUGCUGACCAUAUAACUGGCACUGGCCUCAUAAAGACCAAGGUUCCAGCUGUGAAAUCUGUCAUUUCUGAAGCAAGCAAAUCAAAAGCGGACCUCCUGAUUCAAGCUGGUGAUAAGAUAUAUUUCGGUGACCUGUUUUUGGAGGUUCGAUCUACUCCAGGCCAUACUUUAGGCUGUGUUACAUAUGUUACAGGGGAUGGCCCUGAUCAGCCCCAACCAAGGAUGGCCUUUACUGGGGAUGCCUUACUAAUACGUGGUUGUGGAAGAACUGAUUUUCAGGGUGGGAGUUCACAUGAACUGUACAAGUCAGUGCAUUCGCAGAUCUUUACAUUGCCCAAGGAUACACUAAUCUACCCUGCUCAUGAUUACAAGGGAUUCACCGUUAGCACUGUGGGCGAGGAGAUGCUCUAUAAUCCUCGGCUCACAAGAGAUGAGGAAACAUUUAGAAAUAUCAUGGAAAAUCUGAGCCUUCCUUAUCCAAAGAUGAUUGAUCUAGCUGUCCCUGCCAAUAUGGUCUGUGGGUUGCAGGAUUUAUCAGCAAAGCCUGUUGAGGCUAUCUCAAAUUGAACAUGGUCAG
Messenger RNA from Ziziphus jujuba (common jujube), 1133 nucleotides. Its product is annotated as persulfide dioxygenase ETHE1 homolog, mitochondrial-like. The transcript has 9 exons. NCBI's taxonomy places the organism in Eukaryota, Viridiplantae, Streptophyta, Magnoliopsida, Rosales, Rhamnaceae. The coding region runs from base 197 to 1123 and encodes 308 amino acids. The record is from RefSeq and is a predicted model, not a curated record. Gene Ontology annotation, biological process: hydrogen sulfide metabolic process; glutathione metabolic process. Gene Ontology annotation, molecular function: sulfur dioxygenase activity.